Acanthaster planci (crown-of-thorns starfish) is the source of this 5810-nucleotide messenger RNA. RefSeq lists its product as uncharacterized. Gene Ontology annotation, molecular function: protein tyrosine phosphatase activity. Gene Ontology annotation, biological process: protein dephosphorylation. NCBI's taxonomy places the organism in Eukaryota, Metazoa, Echinodermata, Asteroidea, Valvatida, Acanthasteridae. The record is from RefSeq and is a predicted model, not a curated record.
CGCGGCAAACCUGCCCUUGCGAUAGCACCGACACGAAGUUGCUUUGGUGUGUGCAGACUAGACGCCAGGGCGAUAGCAAGAGAGCUUCAAAAUGUACCACGUUCGUAGUUAGCUAUUCUUCCAUCAAAACCCCCAAGAUGUGACGACAGUAUUUCCUAGUAUGUGAAAUAAGGGAAGGUCCCCAUAUUUGCGACUGGGAUUCGUCCAGCUUUAGGUGACUUCAAGCUCGACAAAGGUCUGUGGUUCAGUGUUUCCGCGCCACGCAGUUCUCACCAUGGUUCUCUCGCGAUGGUGGUCACUUCGCGUUGCCUCGCAGUGCUACCUGCUGUGGUGUGUAAUUCUCGGAAGCAAGGCAGGCUUGUCUGUUCGUUCUGAUGAAACACAACCACAAAUGACAACGUCUGUUAAACCUGACCCCAAAGUCACAGAAGCCCACAGUACACGUCAUGGCCUGCCAGGACCAGGGGUCACUGAUGCCCCUCCCCUGCCUGAGAAGACCAGCAGGCCGCCCCAUCAGUCAACGACCAGAGUAGGAGAGCCACUGGCAACAACGGGAGGGGGCGUUGUGGAACCAAGGGGGACAACUGCCAACCCAAUCAGGUACACAAGUACCACUCGACAGUCCGAACCAUCCCUUGAAACCACAACAUUGCCAGUGCCUACUUCAGUGGUACCUGCUCUAACAACGCCGACACCUGCAACUACUGAGCUAUCCGGUACCACUUCUGGGUCGGCUCUUGCCACAAGUCCAAGGGUCACAACUGUGCGUGUAUCUCCUCCCACAACAGCUGGAGAAGUCACAACCCAGAGAGGACGCAUUACAACUCAAGCUUACAUGACAUGGGCAGCUACAACCAGAAUGCUGCAGCAGACAACCAGACUACUGCAGCAAACGACCAGACUAUUGCAGCAAACGACCAUAAAUCUGCAACCGCCCCCUCAGACUGAGCAACACCCACCCCUCGUGCCCACGAGACACGAGCCAACAGAAGAACCCCCUCCCCCUCACUCCCAAGGGCCACCGAUUGAGACGGAGAAGCCACCUCCACCCAGCAAGCCCCACAGGCCAACCAGACCGCGGCCCACAGCUCCACCCCGCCUGACAACCAGAGCGGUAGCCAGGCCAACACACGGUCCCACACCCCACAUCAGUGAGAGUACACACACCAGCAAGCCCAAGACCCCCAUCCCUUACCCUUCUGUUGCCAUCCAGCUUGUCCUGCAAGAAACAUGGAAGGACUUCUGUGUCAGCAUUGAGGAUUUUGUCUCCUCCAUCGCCAGGUAUUCCUGGAAAAGUCUGUCUCUCCAUUACCUUCCUUACACAGCAGUCCUGAAUGAUACCAGAAGCUGCCCCCAGAUGGAAACAGAGAGGGACACCCCUGUUGAUGUUAUUCGCACACAGGUCGACAUCUGCAUUGAGUCCCAGAAGGGAAGUUGUGAUACCAAGCUGACAGAGUCUGUGGGACUUAUGAUGCAGUCAGACCAGGAAGAACUACAGAAAUACCUAGAGCCAAAGGUGUUGUCGGUGCAUGUCUACGGAGGCUCGCAGGCAACCCCUGGCCCCAAACCAUCCAGCUCAACUACCGGGGUCAAGGUGGGAGUGAGCCUUAGUUUGCUGAUCACAGUGUCAGUCGUUACCAUUGCCGUUUACAAGCUCUACAGAUCGCACCUGGCAAAGCGUCGCACCAUCCACAACCGUUACUACUUUGAUGGGAAGCAGCUGCAUGAUACGUUGAGCGAUGCCCACCAGCUGAGCCCCCUGCACCACCAGCACACUGCCCCCUUCACCAUACCGCCGACAAUGGCGACCCACAACCUGGUGCCCGCCGUCAACAAGGGACUGAUCAUGGAUGAUGAGGAGGACUAUGCAGCUCCGAACUAUCCGUCCCAUGUGUUGAGCAUGCACAGCUUAUCACAGUUCUACAGCUACUGGGAGGCCAUCACUGAAGAAUUUGAGACUUUGCCAGAUUUCCAGAAGGACUUGGCCAAGUCCCACAGUCCAUCCAAGAGCUCCAUGGCAGCCCUCAGCCUGUUCCACCCUCCCCCCAAGACCAGGGUGCCCCUGGAGAAGGUCAGCUUGGACAACCAGCAUGGAUUCCUGAAUGCAAGCUUUGUCAAGGGAUAUGGAAAUACCAAGUACAGCUACAUUGCCACCACAGCGCCCUGGGGCACCAACGUCAACAACUUCUGGGAGAUGGUGUGGGAGCAGCAGUCGCGGACAAUCGUCUGUCUCUGCUCCCCUGAAGAGAUGGGCGUGGUGUGUCCGUGGUACUGGCCUCGGGAUGAAGGCAUCCAGAAUGCCCAGCUUUAUGGGGACAUCCUGGUCAUGAGACAGGGGUGUGUCUUGACAGAGAACUACUCCAUGUCUACUCUCCUCAUCAAGAACAUACAGAAAAAUCUGUGCCGUCCCAUCAACCAUUUCUGGUUCACCCAGUGGCCGGUAGCCUGCAACCUGGUGCCCUCCUGCCCCACCCUACUGCUAUCAUUCCUCCUGCAAGUCAGGCAGACAGUACAGGAAAGCUACGGUCCGGUAGUGGUCCACUGCAGUGAUGGCUGCGGAAGGACCGGUACCCUGCUCUCCAUAGACAGUGCUAUGCGGAGCAUGGAGGAUCUGUGCACCGUGGACGUCCCGUCCAUUGUCUGCAGCAUCCGGCAUGACCGUGGGGCGGCAGUACUACAGAGGGACCACUAUGUCUUCAUUUACAGGACACUGUACGAGUAUUCUGUCAUGCUGACACGAGGCUUAGCCGAUGGAAGGGCUGCAGAGAUGGAUGGAAUCGAUGGAGAUGCCAGCCUUUGUUGAGCAUUCACCACCCCCUGUCAGAUUUGACAUGUCAUAAAGGACUUUUAUUCUGUGAAUAGAGUCUUAUUUGGGAACUGUUGCAUAACUUGGGUGGAUCUUCUUGCAGAGAACCUAGGGGUGCAGUGGUUUUGUUUCAAUGGGGAGCACCGAAAGCAAAUGAAAUGGGGCUUGUGUAGACUAAUCCGAGGAGACGCCAACCGCGGUGGCAUCGCAGUCACACUCACAUUCCUGAUCCUGAGGUGCGAGCGCGCUUUGGGCAAAUCAUGACACCCUAUUGGUCCAAGUGGCAUGUCACGCACGCGUGUUACCUAUUUAUGCACGUUGUGCCACCGCAGUAAUGGCUUCUAAUCCCAGUUCUGAAAUUGUGGGUUGUGUAUGAUUUUGUGUAUGGGUUGUGUUCACUGGGGGUGGGGAGGGCACCAGUGGAGUGGGUGGGGCACAGAUGUCUGUUAGGAGGAGGAACAUGUUACAAAAGUGGUCCCCCUGUUGUUACGCCUUGCAGUCCUGUUUGUGACAUGUUUGGGCAUUUGAGGCAAUAAACCUGAUUCUACGUAUCCUGAGUUAUGCAGACGUAUUUAAAAAUGCAUGUAGUCUGGAUUUUAAGAGUAAAUAAAUGGUUUUUAAGUAUCAGUUGCAAGGAUCAACAGAUAUUGUGUCCCUGGGUUGGGAAUGUUCAAAAGUGUUGGCUCUGAAAAGAGCUAGUGGUGUGGAAAGGUCUUGACGAUUCAAGUAGUGUGCUUCGUUCAUUUUCAGGAUAAUCAAUCACUAAUGAACGGUAGUGCAAGCCAUGUAGAAUCAGUACAUAUCAUACCUUUUGCAGCAGUCUCUGAUGAUGGUAAUGAAUCCAUUCCAGCAUGAAGACGGAAUAUCUUAACCCUAACCCCUAGGGUGUAUGUAAAAUUGUAUUGAAAUUGGAGGAUUUGGGAGUGUUAGGGUUAACAAAACAUGGAUGCGUGAUAAAUUCUUAUAACAUUUUCUUUCAUACAGGAGGGUCGUAUUAUCAAGUGAUCAUGCGCAUAAUUGGUACUAUUGAGCAAAUACAACUCAUAUUUAAUAUUUGCAACCUAAAAUGUACAAACUGUUACAACUCACCUUAUAUAAAACUCUAUAUUUUUCAUUCCAAAUAUUGUAGUACUAUAUUGUAACCUUUCUGAGUACAUGUUGAAAUUUACACCAUCAAAUCAAAUACUUGCCAAUGUUAUAUUCAAUAUUCAGUGUAAGCAUUUUGAGAUUUAUUUUAUAAUUACUUAGACCAAUUGAUUCAGGUAACAUUUUCUAGCUUUGGACAAAACUCUUAUAUUUAAAUUUUUUUAAUGAUCUUGUUUAAUUUGGACAUAUUUUUAAUGUACAAAGAUUAGUUUUUAAUAAUGGACUCUUUCUAGAGCAACCCAAAUAAUGAGGCAUUCUUAAAAAUAAGAUGCUAUUCCUUAGUCUUUGGCUCAACAGUACUGCCACAUUGCAAGCCAAAUGGAGGAAUAAGGGAAGAACAAAAUCAUACCGAGUAAUCUUCAUGCUUGACAAUCAGUGCACGACAAUUCACAAUCACAAUACUCUGUGUCACCAAGAGGUUGGCACGGAAAGGCCAUCUUUCGUAGCAAGUUGAAGGAAAUGGUCAUCAAUUACUAUGCCUUGGCUGCAGGCAGGGAGCUUGAAUUGUUCCUGAUGUUUUUACGUCGGAGGAUUCUUUAGUGUUUGAGUGGCAGUUUUCAUUACUCAUCUCUUCUCUCUGUAGCAUGGAAUGUCCCAAGCUAUACACAAAUUUACCCAAAACGUUUCUACUGACAUACGCUCAACCGCAGAUUGCGACAAGGUGGCCAUGCUUUUGUUGACCUUGAUCUUGGAGAAUGGCCUUGCUCCUGUGUCAACCUCUCUGGUGGCACAAUAUUGUGAACUACCUCUUGAAGGGUGAAAUGGAAAACAUUUCCUCUUCCGAAGUGGGCCCACAAGAAAUAGAAAUCUGGUGCUCAGAUAAGUUGUGCAAAAAGGGCUUUGUUUUAUUUCAGUCAUGGGUGUCAAUCGGGGGAGGGGUUAAGGAAACACUCCUCUCCCCCAUUUUUUACCAUGGGGUGGACUAUUGGAUCAUCUCUCCUAAUUUUUUUGUGGGGAGAAAAAAAAGUUGGAUUGGGUUGGGUUGGUCACAAAUUGGCAGUGUGAAUACCUGAUCUGACGUCACAAAUUCGCUUUCGUCUUUGCUUUCGCAUCAGAAGCUGUAAAUAUGGCAUUUUAUGUGGAGGUCAAGGUUUGUAUGUAAAGAUUACAUCUGUAUUAUGAACCGCGUCUCUAGUAUAGUGUGUCCAGCGAUUCCCCCCCCCCCGCUUUUUGAAUUUUACAGUGCCAGUCCAGGCAUCGAUGUACACUUGAAAGCAGCAAAACAAAAUUAAAAAGUAAUUGAGGUGCAAAUGUACAGUUUCAAGGCCUGUAUGAAAAAAAUGCACAUUGUUUGGACGCUGUGUCCUGAUUUGUGAUAACAUAGCAAGGUGGGGAGGUUGGGAAUAUUGUUGGAGGGGAUUUCUUCUGUUUUUCUCAGUGUUAGUAAUCCAUGCACCUGACGUCACUGUAACAUUACGUUUUAGUUACCCAUACAGGUCGUGAUUUUAGAUUUUUUAAAGAAUGGAGGUGUGCUUUAAGAAUGAAAUGAAAAGUUUAUUUUAAUUCACAAUUUUAUCGUUUGUAUGCUUAUAGAUUCAGUAAUGUUUUAAGACCAUUAUUAAUCAUAAAAACUGUAUUUUCAACCAAAGACAAAAAUAAUCAGUGGACAUUGCAUGGUGCGCUCUUGAACAGUACAAACAUGGAAAUUGAGACAUUUUUGAGGGAAAUGAUCCUGAAAGCAUCUUCAGCUUUCUUCUUGUAGUUCUGAAAUGUACAAAUACAACUUUUCAAGUGUUGUUUCACAUCUAUCAUGUUGUAGCCCCGAAGUAUGCAGGCGCUGUUUGAAUGUGCUGCUGAAUACGUCUCUCAACAUGGUUGAAUUGUAUGAAUAAAUUGAAGUGAAAAGCCCAAUUCUUGA